AUGGUGAGGAAGAAGUGCGAGCUGUGCGGGAUGGCGGCGAGGACGCGGUGCGAAUCGGACGAGGCGGACCUGUGCUGGGAGUGCGACGCGGAGGUGCACGGGGCGAACUUCCUGGUGGCGCGGCACUUGCGGAGGCUGCUCUGCAGGACCUGCCAGGGGCCGACGCCGUGGCGAGCGGAGGGGCCGCGCCUCGGGCCCUCCGUCUCCGUCUGCCUGAUCUGCUUCCGCCGCAGGGAAGAGGCGGCCUGCGGGGCGUCGGAGAAGGGGAAGAUCGGAGGGGGAGCUCCGGGAAGAAGGAGCCUAGUCGGCGAGGAGGAAGACGAGGAAGACAUGGAGGAUAUGGAGGAGUGCGACCGCAGCGACGACGACGAUGGGGACAACCAGGUGGUGCCGUGGUACGAGGACGCGGAUCUGACGACGGCGGCGCCGCCGGGGGGUCCCGAGCCGGCGGCGAGUUGCUCGCCGGCGAGGACACUGAUCGGCGACGCUCCUCCUCCCCUAAGCCGUCGGACGCCGAAGAAUGCUGAUCCGACUCCUCCCGGCCACGUACGUGCACGCCCCCCCCCCCCCUUCUCCCUCCCCUCGACGCCCAAGACUUCUAGGGCUCGAUCUGUGCCCCACCCUCGCCCUCUUUGA
This is a messenger RNA of Spirodela intermedia, 636 nucleotides long. NCBI's taxonomy places the organism in Eukaryota, Viridiplantae, Streptophyta, Magnoliopsida, Alismatales, Araceae. The record is from the annotation of a GenBank genome assembly.